This is a messenger RNA of Cucurbita maxima (winter squash), 1562 nucleotides long. Its product is annotated as protein HYPER-SENSITIVITY-RELATED 4-like. Gene Ontology annotation, molecular function: ATP hydrolysis activity; ATP binding. The record is from RefSeq and is a predicted model, not a curated record. The transcript has 2 exons. The coding region runs from base 95 to 1534 and encodes 479 amino acids. NCBI's taxonomy places the organism in Eukaryota, Viridiplantae, Streptophyta, Magnoliopsida, Cucurbitales, Cucurbitaceae.
CCACACCAUUGCUAUUGACCUCCAAAACUCUUCUUCUUCCUUCUACCUCAACUUCUCUGGUUCAUUCGCCUUCAUUUUCCAGCAUCCAUCAGCCAUGCCCUCCAACAGCUCCACCGCCGAAGCUAAUCUCGCCAAUGCCAAGGCCCUUCUUACUGCCGCCGCAUCCUUCGCUGCCACCGUCGUCCUCGCUCGCUCCGUCGCCAACGACUUAUUGCCGCCCCAACUCCGAUCAUAUUUCUAUAAUGCCUUUCUUAACAUCUUCGACCGAUUCUCCUCCCAACUCACCAUGGUCAUCGACGAGAGGGAUGGCCUCGACCCCAACCAAAUCUACGACGCCGCCGACACCUAUUUGGCCACCAGAGUCUCCCCCUCCACUCACAGACUCAAAGUCUCCAAGCCCGAGAAGGAAGAUAGCAUCACCACUACAAUGGAAAGCAACCAGGAAAUUACCGACACCUUCAAUGGCGUCCAAUUUCACUGGGUCCUCGUCUGUAGCCAAAUCGAGGGACAGAACUUCCACAACGCUCGUUUGCCCUUCCGAUCCACCGUCAGAUCGUUCGAGCUCUGUUUUCAUAAGAAACACAGAGACAUGGUCCUCAAAUCCUAUUUACCCCACAUUCUCCACCAGGCCAAAGAGAUCAAGCAGCAGACCAAAACCCUGAAGAUCUUCACCUUCGAUUACCGUCAAAUGUUCGGCAACAUUUCGAAUUUAUGGGUUCCGACCAAUCUCGAUCAUCCCAGUACGUUUGAGAAGCUCGCCAUGGACUCUGAGAUCAAGAACUUCAUUCUGAGUGACCUUGAACGGUUUGUGAAGAGGAAGGAGUUUUACAGGAAGGUGGGUAAGGCCUGGAAGAGAGGGUAUUUACUCUACGGUCCCCCAGGAACAGGGAAAUCGAGCUUGAUUGCAGCAAUGGCGAAUUACUUGAAAUUUGAUGUGUAUGAUUUGGAAUUAACAGAGAUCCAAUGUAAUUCUGAUCUUAGGAAAUUGCUAAUUGGAAUGUCGAAUCGUUCGAUUUUAGUAGUGGAGGAUAUUGAUUGUUCAAUCGAGUUCCAAGAUCGAGAGUCGAGAACCGAAGAAGACGGCGCAUCGUCUACGAGGAGAAGAGCGCAGGUGACAUUAUCGGGGUUGUUGAAUUUCAUCGACGGGCUGUGGUCGAGCUGCGGUGACGAGAGGAUUAUUAUAUUCACGACGAACCGUAAAGAGAAAUUGGAUCCGGCGUUGCUCCGGCCGGGAAGAAUGGACGUUCAUGUUCACAUGUCGUAUUGCAGCCCUUGUGGGUUCCGGCUUCUGGCCUCCAAUUACCUUGGGAUUCAGAAUCACGAGAUGUUUAGCGAGAUUGAGGAGCGGAUUUUGAGCACAAAAGUGACUCCGGCGGCGGUGGCGGAGCAGCUGCUGAAAGGUGAAGACAGUGACAAAGCAUUAAGGCAUUUGAUGGAGUUUCUGGAAGCUAAAGAACGGGAGAAAGAAGAAGCGGAGCUCAAAAUCCGAGAAGAUGGAGAAAAGAAGGAGAAGAAGGCGGAGAAUAUAAAAUAACUCCCAACUUUAUAUUAUUAUUAUUAUU